AUGGAGGAAAUUCCCGAUGAGGUGGUGGAAAUGUUUAUGAGACGAGCAGAAGAAGAACGGGAGCGAUUUUGUAUGACAUUUACCGAUGCAAUUGAGGGCGAGUUCACGUCGUUUAGCGUCGAAUCGAACUUUUAUGAUUUGGAAAAAUUGAGAUUGAAUGUUUAUUGCAGUGAGUUAAGAAAUGGUGAUUUUUCUGGGACACUAGUAAAUGUUCUCCAAAGGUACUGUAUUGUAGUAAACUUCAAAAUUCUUUUUUAAAGAUUUCUAAUUUUCAGAUGGAGAGGUUCAAAAUGUCGCCUCACAGAUUUUGUCGCCUACUAAGAUCCAAUUCGUGUUUGAGGCUCGAGGAAAUGUUAUGAAUCUAAUCCUUGAACAUGAAGAGGAAGUUAUUCAAAAUAUGCAAAUUUUUCCAACACCUUCACCAGUUAUUCGAGGAGGAUGAAGUAUGAGAGAAAUUUGAAAAUACAAACAAAUUCCUUUUUCAGGAUCCACAUGCCUCGUCACAAAAAUCUCCACAGUGUCUUUUCUUAUCGAAAUUUUUUGCGUUUUUGGAUUGCUGAAUGAAUAAAAAUGUUUUCAAAUUUCUGGCAAAGAAUUUCAAAGCUUUUGUUAACCUGGAGAUCUCAUUUUCCUGGAAUUUUUCAAAUUUUCGAGUGAAAAAUUUUUGAAAUUUCGCAAGAAAUGCGGAAAUUUUUCCUUUUAAUAAUAAUAAUUUAUUGGAGAAAUUCCUUUCCUGAACGUGACAAGAUAUGAAAUAUCUAUAAUUUUCCAGAAAGUGAAAAACGACUUGGCCCACAUUUUCUGGAAAAUCUAAUAAAUAUCCCAAAUCGAGAUCAAAAAUUCACAAAUUUUCAUGCGCGAAAAUCGGGGGAUGCGGAGGAGAUUGCCACGUUUUAUCAGGUGAAAUUGGCCAAGUGUUUUGAAGAGAUUGGACGAUUUGAAGAGGCUUAUGACGUGGCAAUGGAAGCGAUGCAGAAAAUUGAGAAGAAAAAUGAAAAUAUGAAGAAGUUGUUGCAAGAAGUUCGAUUGAUUAUUUGCAAAGCUUUGGUUGGAAUGAAAAUGCUGUGUAUUUUUUGGUUAUUGCUAGUAUUUCAGCUGUUUAGGUAGGAUUAGGGGAAAAUUCUUGGAAAAUUGAUGAUUUUCCGUGUCAGGAAUUAAAAAUUGGCUGAUUUUUCGUGUCAGGGCCUAAGAAUACGCCAAUUUUCCAUUCGGGACCAUUAAAAACGCUGAAAUUCUUCCGAGGGCUUGGAAAAUCAGUAAUUUUUCGUGGCGGGACCAUAAAAAUUGAUGAUUUUUAUGUCAGAACUCAAAAAGUUUAGGAUUUUUAUUGUCAGGCCCCAAAAAUUGGCUGAUUUUUCUUGUCAGGACCCAGGAAAUACGCUCAAUUUCCUUUUAGGACCUGAAAAAUCACAUUUUUUCGUGUCACGACUGCAAAAUCCAGUGAACAUUUCAGCAGAAUGGACGAUAAAACAACAAGACUCCGCGAUUACGAGUAA
Messenger RNA from Caenorhabditis angaria, 1496 nucleotides. NCBI's taxonomy places the organism in Eukaryota, Metazoa, Nematoda, Chromadorea, Rhabditida, Rhabditidae. The record is from the annotation of a GenBank genome assembly.